This is a messenger RNA of Ochotona princeps (American pika), 966 nucleotides long. It is a transcript of the gene C11H8orf48, whose product is annotated as chromosome 11 C8orf48 homolog. The record is from RefSeq and is a predicted model, not a curated record. The transcript has a single exon. NCBI's taxonomy places the organism in Eukaryota, Metazoa, Chordata, Mammalia, Lagomorpha, Ochotonidae. Bases 115 to 906 code for a protein of 263 amino acids.
AGUGCCACCACAAAGCGGAGAGUUAAGUCUGUUGCCUUGUGAUGGUGGUCGGCCACGAAGCCGGGACGUGCAGGAAAAGAAGAGCCACAAGUGGCCCGGACGCACCAAGCUGCUAUGGCGCACACCUCUGAGGAGACUUCAAGGUCUUUCACUGACGAGGUACCGAGUUGCGUUUCCCUCAGCUCUUCUGGAGCAGAGCAGCCCAGGUCCAGAGCCUCUGGGAAAGAACCAGGAAGUGGGGAGCAGGCUAGGAGCCUGGAAGGAGAAAAACAAGCUGAGUUUGGUGGCUUUCAGCACAGUGAAAACCGGCUGAGUGAAAAGUGGAUCAGCCACCUCAAGGCCAAAGCAAUUAGCCCUGGACGCCAUCAAGCCGACACUGAGCUUCAGACAAAAAGUACUUGGGAAUCUGAUGAGGAACUGAAAGCUGCACAGACUUUUUGUACCACAAGGAUAAACUUGAUCGGCUGUCAAGUAGCUUGCAAGGAAAGGAAGAGCGGCAGACAUAAAAAGCUGCAAGUUAGAACGGGUGCAGAGGCCUUACCCUGUCCUGUCCCCCAUGAGCUGUUAAACAGGGUCUAUUUUAAAAAUAUGGCGGUGGCAAUAAAACAGGUGGGAGUGGUUAAGCAACACAUUUCUUCUCAGUGCCCCGACUGUAACAGGAAAAGAGCAGAGCUGGCUCAGUCUGCCUUCCUGAGACAAAAGAAGACUCUACUGGAGUCACUUCUCCUGUGGCAGAAGCUAGAUGAACAUCUGCACACCACAGACUUUCUCACUCAUGUUGGAGAGGCGCAUCGGGGCCUUCCCAGGCUGUCAGACGACCCAAGGCUGAUCUGGACCAGACUGAAUGAGAAAAGUCGGGUCGGAUAUUGUGAUAUAAAGAGGCCUGAUACAAAGCAGAAAAUGUAGCCUGAUGGAGAUAACACUUGUCGUUUUCUCUGCCACUUCUUAAGCCAAUAGGAGGUGGGG